AUGAAGAUGUCGAAAGGUGAAGGGGUUUUAAAGUUAAGAAUAAGAUGUGUAAAAAUAAUGUGUCGUAGGGAUUUUCGAUCAGUAGACGCCUACGGAGAUGGCACGGAAAUUGCAUCGAUAAAACGUUGUUCGAUAUGGAUAGAAAGAGAUGAUGAGAUUUCGUACGGGCAGGAUGAAUUCAAAGUGUCCGUAUGGGUAUUGGCCACGACUUGGGGUCGAUAUGAGGACGUGGUGACUAUUGAAUUACACGUAGGACUCGAUAUUCUACCGGCCAUCCGCAUACCACUCAUCAUCAAAGCUAUUACGUUCCCCAUAGAAUAUCCUUUAGCUAAAGACGUUCACAAACCAACCAUCAACUUCAGCCUCUACUCGAUGGAGUCAGAAAACCGAUUACAAAUCUUGAAUAAUAGUGAAAUUCCGGUCAAAAUAUCUUGGCGCAUAUAUAACGAAAGUAAAGAAAAUAAACCGUUUGGAGUAGUAAUUGACACAUUAACUCCUGACUAUCCAGACCAUUGGUCUUUGAGAAUUACCAGUUACGACGGGUUAGAAAAUCCUCGAUAUUUUAUAGUCGAGCCUAUUAUUUUGAAAUUAGAACCAAAAACACUAGGAUAUGUAACGUUUUCCUUAGAUCGGACUAAAGAACUAUCCAUAAACCGUAAUGAACAAAAUAAUACAGUAAAUGGAAAAGCGGUUGGAAUAGUGACUGCUCUUGAACCAUCUGGAAAAUAUUGCAUACGAAAAGACGGAUUUAAAAUGAAAUCCACAGUUGUUAAACUUUACUCGGAAACAAGACAUUCGAUACAACCAAACUUAGUCAUACGAGAGUCGGAUAAUAUUUUCCAAGUGUCAGCAUCGGAAAUGUAUAACAGUCAAUCAGAGAAUUAUACGGUAACUCGGUUGUUUACCAUGUGUAAUGACUUACGAUAUCCUGGAAACCUUUCGUUCGAAAUCGGUAGUCCGUUCUUUAUAAAGAGUUUGAGAUCACUAAGAUGUGGUAUUCGUUCCGGAAAAGAUCAUAUUAAUUUGUUUCAUAAGGAUUUGGUCGAAAUCGAACUGCAAGCUAUUAUAAUUAGAAAACAAGUUCAUCCACCAAAAAUGCCUACUGAAUUAACAUCGCCCAGAAUAUUAGAGAAAACAGGAUAUUUAAACGCUGUUUAUGAAAACAGUUAUUUUAAACCUAAGAUGGUUGCUACGUUCAAAAUGCACAUAUACUUCCCCGUACUAAAGCUGUCGACGAGCUACAUAAAUUUUGGUCAAGUGGUCGUAACGGAGACUAAAAGCAUAAACGUGAUGUUAUCUUCUUAUCCAGGUCCUGAACGUUUUUUUGAGCGAUCCGCAGACGAAGUAUUCACAGUAUCACCACCAGAUGGUGUCGCAUCGACCAGGCCGACCCCACUCACAAUCACGUUUAAACCCAAAGCUGAUGAACUGUACUAUAGAAAGAUUGAAAUUUUGACAACAAUACCCAAGGAUGUCAUUUUUCUCGAAGUAUCUGGAUUGGGGAUCAAAUAA
This is a messenger RNA of Macrosiphum euphorbiae (potato aphid), 1512 nucleotides long. NCBI's taxonomy places the organism in Eukaryota, Metazoa, Arthropoda, Insecta, Hemiptera, Aphididae. The record is from the annotation of a GenBank genome assembly.